UGAAUUGUUUCAGGAUGGAGGAGACAGUGCGAUCGCUGCUGCAAUACAAGAGCCGCGUGGAAACUCUGAAGCAGGAGAAGGCGUCUUUAUCAUCGGCACUAGAGGCGUCGGCGGCCCACUAUCAGAGCCAGCUGUCCGCGCUAGGCACUGAGAACGACCGGCUGCGCAGCCAACUGUCCACAUUAUCCGCUGGGCUGGGCGCGGGCGACCACGAGCGCAGGCUCGACGAUGUCGCGCAGCAAGUUGUGCGAGCGCUUCUCUCGCAGAAGAGCGUGCGCGAAGAGCUGGGAUGUGCGCGCGCCCGUAUCCGCGAGCUGGAGGCACAGAACCGCGCGCUGAGCGCCCUGCUCGUGCGGCAGCUGCGGCCGCAGCCGAGGCCCUCGCCCGCCACGCCGCACACGCCUCUAACGCCUCAUACACCUCGAGAUCUACAAGUGCACUUGGUAGACGUUGGCUCCUGCGGGUCUCUGGUAUCGUUCCGAGACUCCCCGCCGCCAGCGCCGCCCGUGCCUCACCCGCACCCCCUCAGCCACGACGACAAGCGGCGCCACCAGAUAUUGGCUGACAUCUGGACUGAAUUGAAGGGCCUGGAGGUGACCCCAGCGAACCUGGCCCGUGCGCUGUCCGCCGUGGACCCCACGCUGUGGGCGCCCCCCGCCAGACCCCACACGCUCAGCCUCAGCAUGCCGCAACCUUGCACCGACUCCGCUAGAGGAGCCAGUGGAGAAAAAGUAACGGAAGAGGAAAGCGGUGAGGUUGGCGAGGCUGGUGCCGAGUCUCCAGAGAGUGGAGCUAAAGACGAGGGUUACUCCACCAUGUCCAGCGAUGUACAAGCCGACGCCUCGCGGCAAAGCGACCACGCGGCUGACAGAGCCCUGCCUGACCUCAACGAGGCUUCUGACGAAACCGACAACCAAACCAUCGUCUCCAUCAACCCUAGAGAAUCUCGAAGACAUGCAAGACUCCUAGCCACGGAUGCAGAUUACAUCUACUUCCCAAUAGGAGUCGCGUUCGCUGGCGUCAGGGGCAGCUAUCCUCCCUCGCGACCAGUGCUACCUUUCCAGCACGUAGUGCGAAGUUUCUCAGAUUCUCAUUUAUGCUUAAAGUUAAUCGCUGGAACUACUUGUCCCACCAGCUGCUUAGACACUCCAACGCCUAGCUCUGGUGUAUUAGUACUAGAUCUGAAACCUGCCCCCGAAAGACCACUGAGGCGAGCAGCCAUUGCUUCAACAACGAGCUCAGAAAGGGUCUCAUGGGGCAGCACGCUAGAUGACCGCGCUGAUGGGUCCCAAUAUGACGCUGACUAUGUCCAACACUGGCUAGAAUUAGACGAUGCAAGAUCGGCCCUACAGCAGCGACAUAGAGAUCUAGCAGAUUUGGAAUAUGAUAGAGCUGAACUAGAAGAUUGGAGCUUAUCACUAUCUUGUGAAGAUCUCAGGGACAGGCAGUCCCCCUUUGCAGAAAUUACUACGCCAGGCCAAAUAUCUCUAUCAACACUACCCAGCAUCAGGGAAGAUGAUGCACUAGAAUUAGAGGAAGAUGUCGGUGAUUGUCUUUGGAAUGAUUGUGGAUUUGCAACUAUAGAAAUAGACGAGUGCAGAAUAGCAGAUGACGCUGAUACAUCGGAGAAAAGAUGGGAUUGCACAGGUACACACUCACCCGGCGGCUCAUGGUCGAGUGCAUCCGACGCGCCUGAUAAAAGAUCGAGUACUGCUCUGAGUGAAGACGGUGACUGUGCCAACGUUGGCUUAGAUUUCACGAGAGAUUUCUACCGACUCGUUAAAUACGAAAGCACAAAGAGCUUAGCAUCAAAUUCGUCCAGGGGUAUUCCAGCACAGGAUUCAAGUAAUCAUUUAAGAAUCCACGAUGUGCAAGCAAUGGCUCUGCAAGAUAGGGAGGUGGCUUUGCAAAACGUGCUGCAUUUCAUCGCUGAGCAGCAGAAGUAUUGUAGGGAUAGGGAAGAAUCAGAUUCGAUGUCGUCCCGACCUCUGUCAGAAAUCAGAGAGUUACCACCUCCAUAUGCCGCGGCCGAUUUUGACGACGACUCAGUGGGUCCUCGCAGUGAAGUGUCAGAAGACAGACAGCGGCCUGACUCCUUCGGCAGCUUCUCUGAAAACGAUUCUUGUGACGUCCUACACGGCGACCGACCACGGGUCGCCUUCUGUGAUACUGUAUCCGAGCCACGGUCCACACCGAGAUUCAUCGAACGCGAAGACCCUUACGCUGAAUCCGAAGAUUUCUUUGACGAAUUUUCUAGAGUUGAAAACGCAGAGAACGAAAUAGAUGAAAGGCAUCUCAUAAAAGUCCAAAGGAAAAAUGAAAUAAAUAAAAGCAUUGAUGUGAUCGAAGCUGUCGAGGUUGAAGACCAGCCUUUCGUCGUGAAGGAGGAGAGGCCGAGUGAUAUCGAAUCUAGUCGAAGUUUAGACCACAACUCAGCGCUGAAGGAGAACACUGUGAAUAUAAUGUUGAAUAAACAAUCGCCGCUUGAGAGGGAGGUGGAGCCUUGCAUAACCAAAUCGUCCAGCUUUCCGUAUGCCAGUAAUGAGGAGAUGUCCUUAGUGGAGGAAGUCCUGAGUGCUUGUCGACGGAGUACGGGGGCUUUAGUUCCUGUACCUGAGGAGGAGGAGGGAUCGUCCCCUGAGAGUGGUUCCCCGCAAAUGACUGAAUCUAAUACGACUAGCACGUCUACUGCUGAAACUGUGAUAGUAAGUAAUAAGAACGAUGUUAGAGAGGGGAAAUUGAGGGAGAGGAGCAGGAUUCCAACGCUUAUGGGAGGGAAGAGGCCUCCAUCUUCUCCGAGUAGGAAUAGGUCGAAGAUCCCCGUGGUAGACCGGAGCAAGGCCGGGACUGCACAAGCGUCUGCCCCGGAACCGAUUAUUGUGAAGCAAGAACACACGCUGAGUUUCCAUGAGGCUGCUACUUCGAAAGAUGUGAUUGAGGAACUGAAUAGGAUGAUACGUCAAAGUGAGGGCGCGACGAGCACGGCAGAGGAGAGGGACAAACCUCACUCACACAAGGACGGCGCGCUGUGGGCACCGACAGGAUGGGUGCAUGUUGAAAAAGAUAUUGAUUUCAGCGAUCCUAAGGCCCGAGCGAAUCUCCUGGACGUGAUGCUAGCGUCCAGCGAUUCCUCUCCAUCAUCAUGUGGGUCCUCGCCUGCCGAGCCUCCCCCGCCCUACUCCAGGCUACAUCGUCUACACAGGUCCAGGAGACAAAAGACAGCGGCGGCGCUGCGCGUGCGCGGGCCGGGCGGGCCGUGCGGCGGCGGCGCGCUGGGCGGGCCGGCCGGGCCGCGCGCUCGCUGCCGCCGCCCCUCCAUCCUCGGCCGCGAGGGCUUCUUCGUCCGCUACGGCGAGCCGGAGCGCGCCGCCGUCGCUACCUUCGACUUCCUCGACGACUUCUCCGGCGGAUCCUCCCCGGAGGCCCCCAAAGACUGUACCUAA
Messenger RNA from Spodoptera littoralis (African cotton leafworm), 3443 nucleotides. The record is from the annotation of a GenBank genome assembly. NCBI's taxonomy places the organism in Eukaryota, Metazoa, Arthropoda, Insecta, Lepidoptera, Noctuidae.